Molecule: messenger RNA, 1857 nt
Organism: Phytophthora nicotianae INRA-310
Lineage: Eukaryota; Oomycota; Peronosporomycetes; Peronosporales; Peronosporaceae
Exons: 1
Coding region: 395-1336 (313 amino acids)
Molecular function (GO): phosphatidylinositol binding
Source: RefSeq, a predicted model, not a curated record
UUUCUUUCGAAGUGGGUACGCUGCGGAAGAGGAAUUUGGCAAUUCCAUCGCGCUUGUAAGUCACCAUUGGCAUGUGCAGGAGCUCACACGCAGUGUCUACAACAUGCAGUCGAUGGACUGGCCGUGUGUCGUUAUGCAUGACAUGUAAAAUUGUUUUGCAUUUGCAUCGGGGCCUGGUUAUACCUUGUGUCACAGCACCACGUGGUGGAGUUUUGAUUUUUUCGUGGCUGGAAAUCGCAAACUCGAUAUCCCGCUGGUCAAAUUAUUUGGGUGGCAAUCACGCAUCCCUUCGUUCGACUUCGAAAUCACUUGCCAUUCUUGAAAUCCCUCCGCGUAGAGCUGAACUCUCUGCUUGGCGGUUUAUUUCUCCACGACGACUGUCCACACCUAGUGCAUGACAAAAGCCAGAGCCAGCAGCAGCAGCCGAACGGAGCAGCAGUUGAUCGAGGCCACGCGAAGGCCUCGCCGUGGCCUCGCGAUUGACAAUUUCUCGCGGGCUCCAGCCACUGGCGUUUGGUAUUACCGAGUGGACGUGUCCUUCUACGAGGAAGAGCUCCUGUCGACGUUUAUCGAGGAAAACGAGAGCGACGAGGAUGAUGACAGGUCCAGCGAUAACGAGUCAGUGCUGGGCGUCGAACACUACUCCAUUUUGAGACGCUACAACGACUUUUUGAAGCUGUACGAGCAGAUUCGUGUUGUGGUUGCCGUCUCGGAGGGCGACACCAGCAGCUUGCCGCCAUUUCCAGUGAAGGAGUACAUCUCACCAGCGCUGGUCGGUCUGCUCUGGCGUGUGUCGUCGUCGAAGGCGGUGCUAGAAGAACGACGUACCAAGUUUGAGGCGUUGCUUCAGUGGAUUGAGAACCACCCCACUGCUCGGAACUGUCCUGCAUUCGUCGAGUUCCUUGGGAAACCUCCGCAAACUCGAGAUGGCUAUGUCAGUCUGAAAGAGUACACGUCGCUCGACUGGUUGUCAUCUCUGCAGCAAGUGACACAGGGCGUCGAAGACCGCAAGCGUCGGUAUUCCGCUGGCAGCUCAGCCAUCCGGUCACAGCUGGAGCGAUCGAACUCGGAAGCCUCUGGAAUGCUCGGAGCUUCUCGCCGCCAACGUCUUCAAGCAGUCAAGGAGAUUCCGUCGACUCGUGUGCUGGGCAAGCGUCGAACACGCUCUGCUCAUCACAAUCGGCGUCUUGAACCUCCCUGCAAGAAGGUGGCGCUGCCGGCAGGUCCUACUGAUACCCCAAACGCAGAUCAAGUUCCUCUAGCGCCGCAGUCGUGUGGUAAGAGGAAAGUUGCUCAAGUGGAAGGCAACACCCCUAAGAAGCAAUGCGUCGCGUGAUUUUGUUAGGAAGGAUGAAAACCACAGACCAUGUAUCUUGUUACUGGUGAGUUGUUGAUAGUAACUCGUACCCACGGAUACUUGCACUUUACCGUAAUUCUAGUCUUCGUCGUCGAGGUCCAGCACGUCCUCCUCCUCCUCAACGUCAUCGAUCACAUUCGAUCCAUCGUCGCUCUCGUCCUGAUGCUGUGGGAAGUAAUAGGCGUCGUCCUUCUCCUCCUCAGAGACGCGCUUCUUGUGACGAUUGUGACGCCUACGGUUGGGAUGCCUGCGCUCGCGAUCUCCCGACUGGUCUGGCUGCGAAGUUUGACUCUUCUUCUUUCGCAAGACUUUGGGAGUCUUUCCCAGUGGUUUGAGGGAGUCUGCAUGGGCAUAGUCGUCGAGGAACGCUCCCACAGACACGGCAUCAAACGCAGCACCACGGAACGCCUUCGCCACCAGCACCUUUUUGCCUGUAUCAGGAUCGCGCUGGCGUCGAAAGAGCACCAUGCGGUGUUCUCCACGUUGAGCAUCCGGCAGCA